AUGGCAGCUCUGCCCGGGACGGUGCCUCGGAUGAUGCGCCCGGCUCCGGGGCAAAACUACCCUCGGACGGGCUUCCCGCUGGAAGUUUCCACCCCGCUGGGCCAGGGCCGGGUGAACCAGCUCGGAGGGGUGUUCAUCAACGGUCGACCGCUGCCCAACCACAUCCGCCAUAAAAUCGUGGAGAUGGCCCACCACGGGAUCCGGCCCUGCGUGAUCUCCCGGCAGCUGCGGGUGUCCCACGGCUGCGUCUCCAAAAUCCUCUGUAGGUACCAGGAGACGGGCUCCAUCCGUCCCGGAGCCAUCGGAGGCAGCAAGCCCAGGCAGGUUGCAACUCCUGACGUGGAGAAGAAAAUCGAGGAAUACAAACGGGAAAACCCCGGGAUGUUUAGCUGGGAGAUCCGAGACAGGCUCCUGAAGGAUGGGCACUGCGACCGGAGCACUGUGCCCUCAGUGAGUUCGAUUAGCCGUGUGCUACGCAUCAAAUUCGGGAAGAAAGAGGAAGAGGAGGACUGUGACAAGAAGGAGGAAGACGGGGAGAAGAAGGCCAAGCACAGCAUAGACGGCAUCCUGGGCGACAAAGGUAACAGGCUGGAUGAAGGCUCUGAUGUUGAAUCUGAACCAGACCUGCCUUUGAAGCGCAAGCAACGCCGCAGCCGAACCACUUUCACCGCUGAGCAGCUGGAGGAGCUGGAGAAGGCCUUUGAGAGAACCCACUACCCAGACAUCUACACACGGGAGGAGCUAGCUCAGAGAACCAAGCUCACCGAGGCCCGAGUUCAGGUGUGGUUCAGCAACCGAAGAGCGAGAUGGCGCAAGCAGGCGGGAGCGAACCAGCUUGCAGCUUUCAACCACCUGCUGCCGGGGGGAUUCCCACCGACAGGAAUGCCAGCCCUCCCUCCGUACCAGCUGCCAGACUCCACCUACCCAACAACCACCAUUUCCCAAGAUGGGGGAAGCACAGUACACAGACCCCAGCCCCUGCCACCAUCCACCAUGCACCAGGGAGGACUUGCUGCAGCCGCCGCUGCCGACACUGGCUCUGCCUAUGGGGCCCGACACAGCUUCUCCAGCUACUCAGACAGCUUCAUGAAUGCUGCAGCUCCUGCCAACCACAUGAAUCCUGUUAGCAAUGGCCUCUCUCCACAGAAGCAGGGUGCCCAAAACAAGAUGCAGUGCUCCAGGUGGAACCUCACCAUAGCCUUGAACAAUCAGGUGAUGAGCAUCCUGAGCAACCCCAGCGGGGUUCCUCCACAACCCCAGGCCGACUUCUCCAUCUCUCCCCUUCACGGUGGCUUGGACACCACCAACUCCAUCUCUGCCAGCUGCAGCCAGAGGAGCGACUCCAUCAAGUCUGUGGACAGCCUCCCAACUUCCCAAUCCUACUGUCCUCCCACCUACAGCACCACCAGUUACAGCGUGGACCCAGUGGCUGGCUACCAAUAUGGACAGUAUGGACAAACUGCUGUUGAUUAUUUGGCCAAGAACGUGAGUCUGUCCACACAGCGCAGGAUGAAGCUGGGAGAACAUUCAGCCGUUCUGGGCCUCCUACCAGUAGAGACAGGCCAAGCUUACUGA
Molecule: messenger RNA, 1575 nt
Organism: Strigops habroptila (Kakapo)
Lineage: Eukaryota; Metazoa; Chordata; Aves; Psittaciformes; Psittacidae
Gene: PAX7
Product: paired box 7
Exons: 10
Coding region: 1-1575 (524 amino acids)
Biological process (GO): anatomical structure development; regulation of transcription by RNA polymerase II
Molecular function (GO): RNA polymerase II cis-regulatory region sequence-specific DNA binding; DNA-binding transcription factor activity, RNA polymerase II-specific
Source: RefSeq, a predicted model, not a curated record